Plasmodium gallinaceum is the source of this 1089-nucleotide messenger RNA. RefSeq names its product conserved Plasmodium protein, unknown function. The record is from RefSeq and is a predicted model, not a curated record. Bases 1 to 1089 code for a protein of 362 amino acids. Lineage: Eukaryota; Apicomplexa; Aconoidasida; Haemosporida; Plasmodiidae. The transcript is spliced from 4 exons.
AUGGAUAUGAAAAAAGAGGAAGAUGCAACAGGUGAAUCUAAUGAGGCAAAUGAGAAUAUAUAUGAGGAAUUAUUUUCAUAUGCUAAUAGUGAUAAUGAAAUUGUAAAAAAGGAAAGUUUAAGAAUUAUAUUAAGUUUAUUAGAAGAAAAUGAAUUAAUAGAAUACAUUAGAAAAAACAAUAAAAAGUGUUUUAAAAUUAUUAUUUCAAAUUUAAAUUCAAGAAAUAAAAUGUUAUCACUUGAAUGUUUAUUAAAUUUAUCUGCCCGAUUACCAAAAGAAUUAACUGAAAGAAAUAUAAUAGAAAUAUUGUUUGAUAUGGUAAAAGAAGAAGAAAAAUAUGAAGAAAAUUGUAUCGAUUUAUAUAUAAUGAUAAUAUCUAAUAUAACAAGAUGUAAAGAAGGAAUAUAUAAAAUACUUGAUUUAAAAGAAGAUACUAAUAUUGAUAUAAAUGAAGAGAAGUUUUUUGUUAGUUAUUAUUUAAAUAAAUUAUUAUAUUUCUUUUUCUUACCAAUAAAACCAUCAAUUAAUAAAAAUAUUAACGAUAAAUAUAUAUAUGUUUCACAUAUAUUAAUAAAUAUAAGUUCAAUCAAAGAAAGUUCUUUGUUUUUUAAAAAUGUCUCAUUUUUAAAUAAAAUAAGUGAACAAAUAUUAAAUAAGGAUAGAUUUAGGGCAAUAUUACCAUUUAUAAUAAACUUAUGUUUAAAUGAAACUACUCAUAAUUAUUUAUUUCAUGACAGUUGUAUUUUAUUUCCAUAUAUAUUAUCGUACAUUUAUACAAAUAAUUAUUCUUUAUGUAGUAAUAAUAUAUAUAAUUCAAAUAACGUAGAAAAAAGUGAUAAUAUACAUCAUAUAAUUUUACAAAAGGCAACAGUUCUAAUUAACUGUUCAAUAAUUAAAAGUAGAAUUAUUAUUAUUUUAUUAUAUCUAUGUAAAAAGGAUUAUUCAAGAGAAAAACUUCAUAAUUAUGGUAUUUAUGAUAUUCUAAGAAACUGGAAAUCUCAUGAAAAAGACACUGAGCUAUUAUCUGAUAUAGAAAAUAUUGCUGAUAAAUUUGAAGCAAAAAAGAACGGUAAAGCUUUUAUUAGUUAA